AUAAAACGUCAGUUUGUCACUGACUUCGCUGUGGUAAGGUUGUCAUUUCGUCUAUCUGAUAACGUGAUAGAUGAAUGGAAAAUAAUUAACACCGUAGCAGCGAAGUUUAAGUGUUCAGUGACUCCGAAUAUAUUCGCCGCGUGUGUUAAAAACAAGUGUAAACCUCAAUACCAUCGUCGUUUGGACCGCCAUGAUCAAUGUGGGAAACAAAGAUGGCGGAAUAAUACCGUGAUCAUAACCAAACGCGUCGUUGUUUUGUGGCGUCGUGCGUUAUGUGCCGGGGUGGGCGCGAGCCGCAGCCGUGUCGGGGCGCGUGAGCGCGGGCGCGGGCGAUGGGCGCGCCGGGCUGAUGCCGCCGGCGGGCCGCGCGGCUAUGGCGGCCGAGGAAGCACGUCCGUCGCUGUCUCUGUUCACCGCCGUCUUCGAGUACCAGGCGCAGGGCGGGGACGAGCUGACCCUCCGCCGCGGCGAGAUCGUCGAGGUCCUGUCCAAAGACCCCAACAUCUCGGGCGACGACGGGUGGUGGACGGGAAAGAUCGGAGACCGAAUAGGCAUCUUCCCAGCUCAGUAUGUGACCGAGGAGGAUCCUUUGGCAGUGACAUCGGUUAUAGGCGAUGUGGAUCCGCCGCAAGUGUCGUUCUCGGAGCUGAAACUGGAAGAAGUGAUAGGGGUGGGGGGUUUCGGGAAGGUAUAUCGAGGCUAUUGGAACGAUGAGGUUGUGGCGGUCAAAGCGGCGCGGCAGGACGCCAACGAGGACAUUGAGGUUAUUAAAGAAAGUGUGCUGCAAGAGGCGAAGCUGUUCUGGAUGUUGCAGCACGAGAAUAUAGUGUCGUUGAAGGGUGUGUGUUUGGAGGAGCCCAACUUGUGUUUAGUGAUGGAGUACGCGCGCGGGGGCUCGCUGAACCGAGUGUUGUCCGGCAGGAAGAUCCGGCCGGGCAUCCUCGUGGACUGGGCCAUUCAGGUGGCCCGCGGGAUGGCGUAUCUGCAUGUGGAUGCACCUAUAUCACUUAUACAUCGGGAUCUCAAAAGCUCUAACGUUCUCCUGAGCGAAGCAAUCCUUCCCGACGACAACCUAGAAGACAAGACGCUCAAAAUCACUGACUUCGGGUUGGCUCGCGAGGUGUAUAAGACCACCAGGAUGUCUGCCGCGGGGACCUACGCCUGGAUGCCUCCGGAGGUGAUAAAGAACUCCACAUUCUCGCACGCGUCCGACGUGUGGUCGUACGGCGUCCUGCUCUGGGAGCUGCUGACAGGCGAGACGCCGUACAAGGGCAUCGACGCGCUGGCCGUGGCGUACGGCGUCGCCGUCAACAAGCUGACGCUGCCCAUCCCCAGCACGUGCCCCGAGCCGUGGCGGAAGCUGAUGCAAGCUUGCUGGGACUCAAGUCCACGCUCGCGGCCACUCUUCCCAGAGAUCCUGAUCCAACUAGAGCACAUCAGACAGUCAGAGUUCACGCGAGCACCCCAUGAGUCCUUCCACACCAUGCAGGAGGACUGGCGAGUCGAGAUCGAGGAGGUUCUGCGGGAACUGAGGAGGAAAGAAAAAGAACUCCGAUGUCGCGAAGAAGAACUUUCCAGAGCGCAACUCCAGCAGCGACUGAUCGAGCAGAACCUCGCGCAGAAGGAGAGGGAACUCGAGAUGAGGGAGUUUGAUCUCGCGGCCAGAGAACUGCACAUCCUUAUAGUUGCGAGCAACAUGUCUCACACGCAGCCGCCGCAGCCUAAUAAGAGGAAGGGCAAAUUUAGCAAGAUCAAACUACUCAAGAAAGAUACGAUCUCCUCUCCCGUGGACUUCCGUCACACCCUCACAGUGCGGCCUUCGGAAGACGAGUCCAGCGUCAAGCAGCUCGUCGCCGUCGCCAAGGACACCCCGCCAGGAUCACCCGCCAUCAUGCGAGCUAUCGCACUGCCAGCGGACGGCGUGAAGGGCAAGACGUGGGGCCCGUCGUCGGUGCACCAGAAGUCGCGCGGGCACCUGCCGCUGCCCGCGCUGGCGCGUCCCCGCCCCUCGCACCGCUUCUCCUCGUCCGCGCCCGACCUGCCGCCGCCGCCCACAGUACCUGGUUGUUUUGUUCCUUACGCAGACUUCAGCCCCGAGGAGUGGGGCCCUGAGUACCCGCUCAGUACGUCGUCGCGGUACACGAUACCCAUGCCCACGCUAUAUAGCACUGAAGGUUACAAAUUCAAGAAGCCAUCGAUUAUUGAGCUGGUUCUCUACAAUAUGGCGGCACUUUUGGGCGGCGUGGCGGCCGGGUACGACGUCCGAGUCAGCAACGUCAGUCCGCUACACCCCACCUUACAACCACACAGGCAGGACCUUGAGCCGGAGCCGGCGGGCGCAGCGUACGAGGGCCUCGGGUUCGCGCACAACACCUACCACGGCCCCGCCAGACACCUGCGCGCGCCGCUCAACGCCAUCACGGGCGCGCCGAUCACCAGUCUGCAAGCGGAAGAGCAGAAGCCGAUCAGAUUCACGGACUCUCCGAGCCACAACGCGCACCCCUCCUACUCCUCUUACACACAUUCCGCACAACCCCUCUCCGGCACCUCCGGUCUCGGCACCACCUACACCUCCACGCAACCCCCCACCCCCUCCCCUAGAAGAACCUCCUCGGCCACCUCCGAACACCUCGCCGAUCUCUACCACAACUAUAGAGAAAACUUCCAACCGACACAAGAACGGGACUUCUACUAUAGAGAACCUUACGGCUACGACAGGACGGCCGACUACGUAGUCAAACAUCCAUAUUUCCCGUACGAUGAGAGCUACGAAUAUAAGGAGCCCGCGCCGGACUAUAGACCACAGUUUUUAACUCACAGAAGAACACCCUCUAACUCUUCAGCAACUAACUCACAUGCAGAGGAAUUCUCCCCUUCGAGGCAGUACAGUGGGAAAUACAGUAAGAGCGAAUAUCGGACGCCUAUAACGGAAUAUCCGAGGAAAACCUCAGAUUAUUCUCUCCCUAGAGACUUCUACAGGCAAGAGGACGUCGAGCGACCAGCUAAUUUAGGUUUAGAACUCGCUCCAACAAAACUACGUUCCAGUUUAAAAAAAUACAAUAAGAAAUCGAGCGCAUCAGGAGGCAGUUCCGGCGGUGGCACACCUACUAACCCAACUCCCCCGGACAGUAUAACGAGUGAGACGGAUAGCUCGUACGUAUCGGCUAGGGAUGCCUCUACAGGCUCAGUUUCUCGAGUCCGCUUCAGCCCGGAGUCGUUGCCCGGCGGAGUGGAGAGGCGGCCCUCCAAACACUCGUAGCGAAGGCUCAAGAAGUUCGACGACUACCUGGUCUGACUGUACACGGAGGUUUAACGGCCCGUUCGCAUAGACAACUUUAGUAGAUUAUGCAGAAAGUGUGAGUGGUGAAAAAUCUAGAUGGCGCUGCACCGCUGCCGUUCAUUUUGGAGUAACUACAUGUCAACCGCUAAUGUAUGACAAUCCAUAGCCUCGAUUCAUAUCCAAUAAAUUCAGCUGCUCUUUAUCAAAUUCGAAAUAGUUUGAUAUUAAUAUUAGUAAUGAUAGUGUCAACACAACAUGUAACUUCACAGUCAACUUCGUCAUAUAAGUUUACGUUGAUUUAAAUAUCAAUAUAAAACAAAAACAUGUUUGACUAUAUUUUUUCAGCGUAUUUCACUAUAAAACGUACUACAAAACGUAUGACAUCCUACAGCGCCAUUUAGUUAACGAUAUAUUCGACUGUGUACAUCUGCUAUAAUUACAUUGUCUAUGCUGUACCAGUAGUUACUACGCGGCCAACAAUGAACUAUUUGGCACUAUCAUAGGGUUCAGUGGUAACUACUAAAAUUAGGCAGUUAUAAGCCGACCUUGUGUGAGUGUACAAUGUACAUAUAGGCGGUAGCGUGGAACGCUUGCUUUUUAGCAAAUUUUUUGCCGCGGCGGAAUUGCACUGAGAAGCAUUGUUUAAAAAAAAUAUUUUCGUUUUAAAGUAAUAUUUUCGCGGAUAAUGCUAUUAUUAACAUUAGCUGCACAAUGUUGGCAACGGUUGUGAAUGAAAUCGUAAUUAUCGAUUAUAAUUAUUAUAACUCCGCUCUAAUUGUAUUUAUAAAGAGUGUGUAUACUUUAAUAUGUAGCAAGAAAAUAUUUAACCCUUUAACCGCCAGAGUCUGAUAUAUAAGACAUUACAUAUCCAGCUCAUUUCGCCACAGUCUGAUAAAUAAGACAAAGAUCUGAUUUGGUUUUUACAGUACGUUUAUAACUCCCGUAACUAUGCCAACAUUACUCUGCAUGGUACAAUUACUGUCGGUGGCGACACGAGCACGCUCGAUCAAAAAUUGCUGGCGGUUAAAAGGUUAAAAUGGGUCACUCACUUAAAAUAAGUAUAUUAUCGCUUGUAACGACCUAAAGAACGUGAGUGACCCGAUUUAAAUAUUUAUACACAUAUACUUCGCAGGAGUUUCAUAAUUAAAAUGUAGCAAGAAAAUAACGAAAAAACAGAUAAGUACAGUUUAUAUUAUUAUUUUCUCAGUUAAUUUGAACUCUGCUUUUCAGUGGCGCCAUCUUCCGCGGCUCAAGUACGAGUGUAUACUCGAUUUAUCCCAUAAGAGGUCGUAAUUUAAAUAAGUUGCUUAGCGUUUGAGAAUAGUGUUACACCGUUACCGUGUGACGUCACGAUUAAAAUAAUAUUUAACUUAAGUGGGUGUCUUGAUCCGUGUAUAGAUGUCGCUACGUGAUCCUAAAUGUGACGUAUGUCAUUUUCGUGCCAUCAAAAUCAUCAAAACUUCAGGCAAUCACCACAAAAUAAUGUUGUCAUAUAGUAUGAUUUCAAGAUUCUUUUUUUAACACUGUGUGACUUGUGGUUGUAACAAUAUUAUGCAUAUGCAUAAUUAUUUACUUAAAACUGGGUAAACAAGGAGAGUUAGGAGAACAUAGCGACAUCUAGUUUUAUGUCGACCUCUGAAUUUGUCUCAGCUGAUCAUUGAUCUUUAUAUUAAAAAAGAGUAAACUAUAAUGUAUUACAGUGCUACUAAUUUCUCUGUUUGAUUCGUUAACUGCAACAAAUUUUCAGCUAAGGGUGGUAUUUCACCUGUCCAAUUUAUUUGUCAAAUGUCAGUCCGUCUCACUCUCUCAUUAAAGCAAAAUGUGAGAUGCAAUACACAUUGGACAGAAUUUGUAUAGGUGGAAUCCCACCCUAAUUUGUCCGCACGUAAAAUUAAUAUUUUUUUUGUCCUAAUCUCGAUUAUUCAACUAAUAAACUUUUAAACAAAAUACUUAUUGGCGGAAGAUCUAGCUAGAUUUGAUUUAAGUAUCUUCAGAUGAAAAUUUUGAUGGACAAUACUUUUCUAGUUUGAUUUAUUUAGCAGUCCGAACACUUUGAUAGUUACGUAGUUCUAUACAGCAUUCUAUCAAUGAAACCCAAAAAAUAUUCUGUUCUCUUUCUGUAUUUAUUCAAUUUUAGAAUAAAAAUGAGUGGUCAGCCCCCGGCCUUUGGGCCCAGCCUUGUAUAAAUGCAAUUGUGUUCAUUAGUAACGUGUAGAGAUGUACAUUUGUAUAAAACGUGUAUGCGUGUUUGGGUGCGUGACAGUACCUGUUACCCACUAAAUAUUACUCCCCAUAGAUGGCAGCACUUGAUUCGUAACAAAAAUAUUGACUGUCAAAUUGACUACUAUUUCUCAUAAUAUCCAGCAGUUUCAAUAGAUGGCGUUAUAGGUAAAGGUUUUGAUGUAAAAAAAAGGAAUACGCAGAAAUAAGACCAUGCUAAUGUGACGCCAUCUCCAUAUAACAAAGUACUUUUAAAUUUUGGAGUGUGCAAAUUAAAGCAGUCUUUAUGAUUUCCAACGAUAAGGACAAAUCAACUCCAUGUAAGUAUUACUAGAUUGUGCUUUGUGGGAAAAGUCAAGCUGUGAGGUUUCAUUUGGAAAGGUUAUUUGAUUUUAAAAUUAAACAUUUUCUAGUAAACAGCAACGACUCGUGUAAUUUCAGUAAUUUUUAAACAUUAUUUCUUCUAUUAAUUUAAACUAUAAAUUCAUACUCGAAAAUUGUCUUAAAAUUAAUUGAUUGAGGUAGAGUAAUGUUUUUAUACCCAGUGAUAACUAGAGGAACAAAAAGGCACAAAUAACAAAAAAUGUACAAAAUGUAAAUAUUCCCUAAAGCUGCAGCUUUCCCGGGGUUAUUCCCACUAAUUACCACCAUGUUAUUACCAGUGGUAAAAGGUGGGAAAAAAAUCCCAGUAGUUACCACUGGUAACAACUUGGUGGUAACUGGUGGGAAUAACCCCUUUCCCGGCAUUUAUUUUAUUUUGUUGCGGUGCUAGCGCACCAUUUACAUUGUUAUUUUUAUUAAAUUAUAAAUAGUACAAAUAUAUUUUUAAGUACCAUACGAACGAAUUGAGUAGAAAUUAUUUACUUUCCACAUUACGGUAACUAACAGUUAUGUACGUCGGACAGUGUAUGGAUUUUGUACAAAAUCAUAUGUUAGAUUAUUUUUUACUAAAAUAUCAGUAAAUAUAGGGUGUAGUGACCAGUUUUGUAUCCCACGAUAAUUAAUUAGGUAAAAAAAAAACUAGUCGGAGUUUUUCAAAAUGUAAAUGUACCCUAAUAUUGCAUAUCCUGCGAUUGAUAUUAUAUUCGAUAUUAUGCUUUCUGUACUCAGGAACACUGGUUUUCUAAAAGCAACUGUAUUUGUAUAGAGGAUAGGUAUGUAUUCGAAUAUCUUCUCGACUUCGAAGGCCUAUGGAGCAAUUUUUGAAAAUUAGACACACGUUAUCGUCAUCACUAAAUCUAGAUAUUGUAAUGUAUUUAUAUCAAAUUUUAAAUGUAACUUAGCUUUGAUAUUUUAGCGAAACCAGUGCCUAACGUUUGGAUCGUGAGAUUACGCAGGUUGUAAGUCUUUCCUCGGUACACUUUGUUUCUGGCCUAGGCCAGUAAAGCGAAUGUUGUGAUUAUGUAUUCGUUUUCAUUUUCGUUUCUUGUGCAAUAAUUGAAAUUGUUUUGCGUCCAUUUUAUUUUUAUUAUACUUUUAAUUUGUUAUUUAUGAAACGGAAAUCGUGAAUGUAGCAGUAUUUCAGCAGUAUUCGAGAUUCAUUACCACUAUAUUUUAUAUAAAUAUUGGAAUUUUUACAUGGGUAUGUAUGUUGUAGUAUAUUGUAUGAUUUGUUGACACGCCAGUGCCACCCUGAUGUUCAGUGCUCCGUUUCCAAACUUGUUUUUAGUGCAAGCCAAAUCCUAACCAAAUUAUUAUAAGAAUCUCUUUAUAAUAAAUAAGUUUCAAAUACCGGAGUCACAAAUUAUUAUCAAGUGAAAUGAAUUUAUUAACAGUUUUUUUAACACUGUAAAUAUAUAUGUUUAAUUAUAUUGUAUGUAUUGACUCAUGGCACGAUUACUUAAAAAUACUCUAGUCUUGAAAAAUAUUUAAUUUUAAUAUCUGGCUUGUAUGUAUUGGAGGUACGAACGGUGUAGGCAUACUUCGGGCAUUCCAUAUUUCUGUGAAAAUGACAUUCCAUAUAAUUUAAAGGAAGUGAUAUUGUGCUCAGAUGCAGUCAUUAGUCUACGGAUGUGAGAUGGUUCUUUGUGCCAAUAACAAGAAGGAAAAAUGCCUUAAGUACGUUGAAAUAAAUUGACAAAUAAAACUAGAUUAAGCUUUU
Molecule: messenger RNA, 7601 nt
Organism: Cydia fagiglandana
Lineage: Eukaryota; Metazoa; Arthropoda; Insecta; Lepidoptera; Tortricidae
Gene: slpr
Product: mitogen-activated protein kinase kinase kinase 11-like
Exons: 12
Coding region: 350-3259 (969 amino acids)
Biological process (GO): protein phosphorylation; signal transduction
Cellular component (GO): cytoplasm
Molecular function (GO): protein binding; ATP binding; protein kinase activity
Source: RefSeq, a predicted model, not a curated record